This is a messenger RNA of Filobasidium floriforme, 4315 nucleotides long. RefSeq lists its product as uncharacterized. The coding region runs from base 145 to 4002 and encodes 1285 amino acids. The transcript has 4 exons. The record is from RefSeq and is a predicted model, not a curated record. NCBI's taxonomy places the organism in Eukaryota, Fungi, Basidiomycota, Tremellomycetes, Filobasidiales, Filobasidiaceae.
GCGACGGCGAUCACGGACAAGGACCCGAAUACAGGAGCUUGGAAGUUGGGUAGGACAGAAUAUACGAUCCAACGGAAUAGCCCAUCCUUCCAGCGUGGGAGAGGCAAGACGAAAGAUGUCGGCGAGCUCAAGACGAGGCUGAAUAUGCAUACGGAAGCGACGACUCCGGUUGGGACGACUCGACAACCGAUCACCCCGCCAGACGAGUCCGAGUUGGACGGGAUGUUCAGUUUACGAAGAGAUAAAGGAAAGGGGAAGGCUACUUUGAGCCAGGUGGUUCGCGGGGAUCGGGAUUUAGGUGCGGGUCUGGGUUCGACUGAGGGAGAGGGUGAGGGUGAGCAAGAAGGUCGAUUUGGAAGUAGGGAUAGGCAUGAGAUCGGAAACGGAGGUGGAGGUGGGGGGUUUCCGGAGGACGUGGCGGAUAGUCAGGAUGAUGACGAGGCGGAUCAGAAUGGGAAUGCGGUCGUGGAAGAAGAAGAACAAGACGAGGACAUAUUCAGGCCCAAAAGGUCUAGGCGUAAUCCCAUCCCUACAUCUGAUCACCCAAUCCCAAUCCCGAUCCCGUUGAUGGAUGAGAUGCAAGAAUCGAUCUUGUUCCUCGGACACAGGAAUGCCACCCCCUCAGCUUCAACCUCGACCUCGAAAGCGAAACCAAACAGGAGACCCAGUCUCGGCUCGAUAUCGGGUUCUGCCUCCAAGCCGGCAAGGACCAGCCAGGGACCGACCGUACAGACCAAGUUGUCUGAGUUCCUCAAACCUCGAGAUCCUCCGGUGGACUCGGCUCGACCGAGGCCGAAACGAGUGGCGGGUAAGAAGAAGGAGGCUGAAACGGAAGCCGAGAUGGAAGAGCCUGCAGCGGAAAUCGGUAUUCAAGCGGUGACCGAUGACGCCGCAAGGGCAUCGAGCUCGAAUUCAAAGAAGAAGAAGACGGCGAGACGAAGCACUAUCAUGGAAGAUCAACAGGGAGCUAGACGGGUCUUGUUGAACGUGGAAUCGCAGGAUAUCGUGCCGGAUUCGCAGACGCUGGAUACCGAAUUGUGGAACAGGUUACCUCUCGAUAUGAACGCGGAACCGGACGCAAUUAUGACUUCGAGUCGGGAAGCAGACCCUCCACGGGAUCCGAGAUCAGAUACGGGGGAAGACCUUGAUCAUCCCAUCGAGGUGUUUGAUGAAAGCAUGGUUCCCCAAGCCAGACCAGCCAUCCUCGAGUUAAGGGUUCCCGAGCCGACGGUACAGACAGAGACACCGCAUGAACCUUCAUCAGACUCAUCCUUGAGGGGCGAGAGCGACGAUGAGUUGCAUUCGCUGGCUUACCGAGAACAUCUUCGACAGGAGGCCUCCAAGAGGCAGAUCAACCGGACUAGUGGGACCGCGCAGGACGAUGAGAGUUAUCGGCCGCUCGGGUAUGUCAGGGCUCCGAUGAGAGGGAGGAGAGUACCAAUCGGGGCUGGGAUGAGGGCGAAGAGUGGGCUGCGAGCGAUGGUCAUGCAUGAGGAUGAUGAUGAGGACGAGGUCGCGGAGCAUUCCGGAACCAGUGGCAAGAAGCAACGAGCGUUACGGUCGACGAGAUCGAAAUCUAGAGCGAAGUCGACCGAACAUCGCCUUACCAACGGAUCCCGUCGAUUGGAUGAGGAGGACGCGGACACUGAUACGGAACAACCCGUACAGAGCGUUGAGACAAGUGAAUCGGAUCUCGCCGAUGCUGCAAGGGCCGCUACGGAAAAGGCUCGUCUGAGUCGGACAACGUCAGGCGGUUCAAGUCAUACCAGUGUCACCCAAGGAUUAGAUGCUAGUAGUGAUCUCACACCAUUGCCGUCCGAGUACGAGGAGGAAGGUCCCGAUAUCCUGGAAGUCGAAUUACCUGAAGAAUUGCGCUUUUCGCCAGAUCAUCACAACGUUCGGGCUAUUGCAGAUGAUGACGAAGAAGUUACUCCGAGAAGACCGACCAGGCGCAUGGUCAGGAUCGAGAGCCAUGAAGAACAUGCGCCGAGGGAUGCCACGGAGGACGAUCUGGAUGCCGGCGAGAUCGGCGAGGUGACGGUCAUACCUGAAACGGCGCGAAUGUCGGGAAUAUACCCAACGGUGGACGAUCUCGAGAUGGCGUUCGGUAGCGCACCACGUAACGCGGACGAGACGAUGCCAGCUACCUUUGAUAUGGACGUGGAUGACGAUGUGUUCGCCGAGGACAUCCCUGCUGAUGUCGGUGUGUCAACCAUCCCUCAGUCCUGGGCGCAUGAAAUGCAGCCUAGUCUUCUAGGUCGGAUUGUGGGUUCCAUCGGAAAUCGACCAGAAACUGUCGCUCCUGCGGAUGAUGGCCCUCCCAGUUUGAGCGGCAUGCCUCACGAGGCUCGAUCGACGACACCGGUUCCUUCCAACGAGCGUUCUGCAGAUCUUCGCACGCCACCUAGACAACCCAGCGUGCGCUCUCAGCGGGAGCCUACAACACCUUCCACGCCUUAUCGUCCAGUUGCCAAAGCGGUACAAGCACUGAGAACUCCACAUCGUGAACCUCUUCGUGAUAUAGGAUUCACCGUCCCUAUUCUCGGUCAACCUCGCACACCCAUCGGACCCUCUUCUACUAGGAAAUUUAUAAACCGAUCGCCGCAAUCACCUGUCACACCCAGCAAGAUUACCCCGGCUCGAGCCUCCCUACAGAGUCCGAGGUCAGCGGUUCGCAGCCCUGCAGCUAAACACGAGGAAUGGGUCGACAACGCCGAAACUUUGGCGACUUGGUCUCCCGCCAAGUACGAAUCUUUUUACAGCCUGCAACCUCCGCUCGCUGGCGGGACUUCUCUUCGACAAGCUUUUGAAGAGACCCUUCGCAAGGAACCAGCGAUCAUGCCUCUUAUACGACCAAACUCAUCCCCCCAAAAGUCUGCCAGCGAUGAUCCUGUACUUGGCAACGAACCAUCAUCCGAUUCUGCACUACGCUCAGACGACACCGAGGCUAGAAACAGCCUGCGAUCGGACGGGUCCGCUGGUCACAAACGAAAACUGGCGGGCAGUGAAGAUGGUACAAUUCCGGGAACAUUUCAAAACAGCGACCCGAGUUUCCAUCUUUUGCAAUCCGUCCCGCACCCUGGACCUUCCAAAAAGCGUGCGAAAUUGUCUGAACAGGAUGUACACGAAAAGACAAAGAGCCGCUUGAUAGACCCGGAAACGACCCCUAAGCCAGCCGGUCGCGCUACUCAAGCCGUCGGACGAACGCCAGUGCUGGACCUACAAAAUCCUAUGGCUGUCGAGGAGGAUGCCACGCCACGCUCCAAGAAGAAGCAUACGAGCCCGAAACUCUUCGAAUCGGUGGCGAAUGCGUGGUGGGGCGUCGAGCAGGACCAGGAAGACGAUCCAUCAGGAGCUCCACAGGGACCGUCGAAGCCUUCAAAGACCAAAAAGCACAGUGAUGGAAAGGAGCAGACUUCGUUGCAAGCUUUCGGCUAUUCGAGGCAGCGCAAGAAAAGAGAACCUGAACGCACUUUGCUGAAAUACGACUGCGACUUCGAGGAUGAGGAAAACCUCGACCUGGAUAUGGCCGAGAUGGAUGAACCGGGAAGGCUCGUCGAUGAGGGUGCGGUCGUUGCUGCCGCAGAGGAUGAGGGACGAUUAAGCCAUGUGCCUCGACCGCCUGUGGACCCAAGAUUGCGAGGACAGGGCAGAAGGCUGGCGCAGGAAAAGCUGGACAAGGAAGAAGCCGAGGAAAGAGAUAGGCGUCGAGCUGUGCCACUGUUGUCUGAACCCAGACCGAGCAUCGAGCCUAUUCAGGCUGAGCCGCGCUCGCACCCGCACGAAGCGCGAAUCUAUAGCAUGGAAGAUCUCGAGGCCAUGGAAGGCGAUCCCGAGGUGGUGCCAAGCUCUCAGUACGGCGAGAAUCUGUCGCCACUUCGAAGCCUCAGCUCGUCUGGGAAAAGGAGUCUGGACGAUGGAUCGAGUUUCAGAACGAUGGAACCACCAGGCGAGGAGACGCAAAUGUGGUGGAAGGCGAUGAACGACAUGAGUCGUGAUUGAAACGUGCACGAGGUGUUGAAGGAGCGGCGGCCUGUACGUUGACGACAAUGACGAACACUGUAUCUAGCGCUUUGUAUAAUGAUAGGCGGAACCGCCCUCCCUGGAUUGUCGGUAUAACGAUCAGUCAGCGAAAGCUGACAACGAUAGUGUCACCAUUGGACUGUAAUGGCUUUGACCACCUGUCGGAAGCAUAUCCAUUUAGAGUUUGAGGCCGGUGAUCUUUUCGGCUCCGGCCGGAUGAGUGAUCGGUCAUCAGCUAUCGAUCCAUGAAUUUGCGUCUGAGCUCUAAUGUAUACGAUAUACGCAUCGACCC